Musa acuminata subsp. malaccensis (wild Malaysian banana) is the source of this 1182-nucleotide messenger RNA. RefSeq names its product SNF1-related protein kinase regulatory subunit gamma-1-like. The record is from RefSeq and is a predicted model, not a curated record. Lineage: Eukaryota; Viridiplantae; Streptophyta; Magnoliopsida; Zingiberales; Musaceae.
AUGGCUGAUGCUAUUGAUCCGGUUUCUGCUUUCUUUCUGAAGCUUUGUUUGACGAAUAAGUCGGAGGAAUCACCAGUGUGGUAUGUUAAUGUUAUCACAGUUUUGGAGGUAAAAUUUGACGACUGCGUGGCGCAUGCAAUCCGGUUGCUGUAUGAGAACAAUGUAUCCGGCGCAGCGAUCAUUGAUCCUGCGGAUUCUGCGUCCAAGAAGUCUAUGGAUCGAGAUAUUGGCUUCAUCGAGUUCUCGAGUAUGGUUUUAUGGUCGCUUGAGGAAAUUGACAAAGCGAGAGCUGCAUCAAAGGAAGGCAACCAUGGGUUCUUUGAUACGCUAGAGAAGUACUAUCAGAUCGGACAGACUAAGAUCAUAGAGCUGACCAAGUCAUUCUUAUGGGAACCCUUCUUCCCUGCCCAUGAGGAUGACACACUCUUUCAUGUGCUGCUGCUUUUCACAAAGCAUCACAAGUUAAAUGUCAUACCAGUCAUCGAGUCAUCCAACUCUAGCAUAGUUGGGUUUAUUACUCAGCAUGCAGUGAUUCAGUUGCUUCUUCAGUCGAGUGGACUCGAAUGGUUUGAUGAGAUUGCAGAGAAAUCCCUCUCAGAAUACCGGUUGAUGAAUGCUGCUGGAGUCGUUUCGGUCUUCUCGGAUCAAAGUUUAGCAGAUGCCGUGCACGUACUGUGGGAUAAGCAACUUGAUGGAGUGCUGGUGGUGGAUCGAAGGUCUGGAACGCUGCUCGGAUGUGUGAGGCGAUCGGAUAUUUAUCUCCUUUUGGAGGACGAUUCCUUGUUCAUCCGCAGGAAGACGUUUGCAGUCGAAGAAUUCAUUAAGGUUCGAUAUGCUGCGAGUGAACAGAGCAGAAAUCGAUACACAGAAACGGAGGCUCCCCCAGCUGGUCUUCUAAGGAUGAAGAACGCGAGGUUUCUUCGGUUGAGCAACCCAGCAGUACUCCGGAAGUCCGACAGCCUCAAGAAAACCAUGGAGAUCAUGGCCGCUUCGAUGAGGGAGAGCGGCUUUUUGGACGGCGAUGCUGGGCGACUCGAGGGCAUGGUGACGCUCAGGGACGUCAUCCUGCCGUUUUCUCCGCCAUCGAUGGAUGCGAGAGUCGACGGAGGCGGCUUCUUCACGUCGGUGCUAAAUCAGGUUGGCUGCCACGUGAACGACGGAGUGAUGAUUCGGAACCGGUGA